CAGCGCCGCGCGCUCCAAGGCGGCGAUCGAGCGAGCGCGCGUGCAGCCGCCGCCGCCCUGAGCACCCGCAGCUCCCGCGCCGCGGCGAGACCGAGGAGAGACGGACCGACCGACGGACCCUCGCAGCCGCAGCAUCCCGGAGGAGAACAUGCUUGCCAAUUCAGGCAGUGUGAGGAUUCUCAUCAAGGGAGGCAAGGUGGUGAACGAUGAUUGCACCCACGAGGCUGAUGUCUACAUUGAGAAUGGCAUCAUCCAGCAGGUGGGCCGUGAGCUGAUGAUCCCCGGAGGGGCCAAGGUGAUUGAUGCCACUGGGAAGCUGGUGAUCCCUGGAGGUAUUGACACCAGCACCCACUUCCAUCAGACCUUCAUGAAUGCUACGUGUGUGGAUGACUUCUACCAUGGGACCAAGGCAGCACUAGUUGGAGGCACCACCAUGGUCAUCGGCCACGUCCUGCCUGAUAAGGAAACCUCCCUUGUGGAUGCCUAUGAGAAGUGCCGGGGUCUGGCGGACCCCAAGGUCUGCUGUGACUAUGCCCUGCACGUGGGGAUCACCUGGUGGGCACCCAAGGUGAAAGCAGAAAUGGAGACACUGGUAAGAGAGAAGGGUGUCAACUCCUUCCAGAUGUUCAUGACCUACAAAGACUUGUAUAUGCUUCGGGACAGCGAGCUGUAUCAAGUGUUGCAUGCUUGCAAGGACAUUGGAGCGAUCCCCCGAGUCCAUGCUGAGAAUGGGGAGCUCGUGGCCGAGGGUGCCAAGGAAGCGCUAGAUUUGGGUAUCACGGGCCCAGAAGGAAUCGAAAUCAGCCGCCCAGAGGAGCUGGAAGCUGAAGCCACUCACCGAGUCAUCACCAUUGCAAACAGGACUCACUGCCCGAUCUACCUGGUCAACGUGUCCAGCAUCUCGGCCGGCGAUGUUAUUGCAGCUGCUAAGAUGCAAGGGAAGGUUGUGCUGGCUGAGACCACCACCGCGCAUGCCACACUGACGGGCUUACACUACUACCACCAGGACUGGUCCCACGCGGCGGCCUAUGUCACAGUGCCUCCCCUGAGACUGGACACCAACACCUCAACCUACCUCAUGAGCCUGCUGGCCAAUGAUACUCUGAACAUUGUGGCAUCAGAUCACCGGCCUUUCACUACGAAGCAGAAAGCUAUGGGCAAGGAGGACUUCACCAAGAUUCCACAUGGAGUGAGUGGCGUGCAGGACCGCAUGAGCGUCAUCUGGGAGAGAGGAGUGGUUGGAGGAAAGAUGGAUGAGAACCGUUUUGUGGCUGUUACCAGUUCCAAUGCAGCGAAGAUUCUCAACCUGUAUCCCCGCAAAGGCCGCAUCAUCCCUGGAGCUGAUGCUGACGUGGUGGUGUGGGAUCCAGAAGCCACAAAGACCAUCUCAGCCAGCACCCAGGUGCAAGGAGGAGACUUCAACCUGUAUGAGAACAUGCGCUGCCAUGGCGUACCACUGGUCACCAUCAGCCGGGGGCGAGUCGUGUACGAGAAUGGUGUCUUCAUGUGUGCGGAGGGCACUGGCAAGUUCUACCCCCUGAGGUCCUUCCCAGAUACUGUCUACAAGAAGCUAGUCCAGAGAGAAAAGACCUUAAAGGUUAAGGGAGUGGACCGCACUCCCUACCUGGGGGAUGUAGCUAUCGUCGUGCAUCCUGGGAAGAAAGAGAUGGGAACACCGCUCGCCGACACCCCUACCCGGCCUGUCACCCGACACGGGGGCAUGAGGGAUCUUCAUGAAUCCAGCUUCAGCCUCUCUGGUUCUCAAAUUGAUGACCAUGUUCCAAAGCGAGCUUCGGCUCGGAUCCUCGCUCCCCCCGGAGGCAGGUCAAGCGGCAUUUGGUAAAGGCACUGACCAGCCCCUGCAAGUGAGGACGCACCGCCGCCACCAGCCCGCACACCCUCUGGCCACUGCUGCAGGGGGCGGGAGAGGCUGGGCCGGGCAGCGGGCAGCGCACCACCUGAGGGGGCCACGGGACCCGGGGAGCAGCUCCCCAUGUCUGCCACGUGAUUCACUGUGCUUCGAGCCAACCCUAACAGGCACUUUGAGAUGUGUUCCUCCCGUCACAGUCCUUUCCUGCCUUGACCUCGGCAGGCUUUUGGGGAGCCCAGGAAACCCACACUAUGCACAGAGCCCAAUGCAUAGAGCCCGGCCCAGCCCCUCCUCCUACAGCCGCCUCCAUGUGCUGGCUUUGGGAAAGCCCAGACUUUAGUGCCCUGCCCCCUGGCUGACCCGCCAGCUGUCCGGAGCACUUUAGCAGAUGCGCGUUGGAGGGAAAGGCCCCCUCCCUCUAAGGAGGCUCUGUGGUCACUUUUCCCCAGUCAGACAGGUGUCGGCUUCCCAGCCGCGCCCAGCGUGUCCCGUGUUUCCCAACGUGGCCCUGGCCCCUGUGUGGGUGCGGUUGGGACACUCUGCACCCUUCGCCAGCUUCUUCCUCCUCCCACCCCACCCCCCGGGAGUCACAGGCCCCGAGGGGCUAGCCGGGCGGGGCACGGGGCUGGUGCCAGGCGCGUGUACAUGAUUUUGUUUUGCACGUUUGGUUUGCGCAGUGGUUUGGUUUGACUUGUUUGUGCAUCCUGUGAAGAAUAACGGUGCUUCGUGUCACUAGCAUAGCAUAGAAACAGGAGUAGAUGUGGAUCUUAAGAGACGCUGCACUCGACACCGACCAGACAGCCGAGGGCACAGACCAGGAGCAGGGCGAGGUGCUGGCCUCACGGGCCCCUCUCCUCCCCACCUGGAGGCUUCCAGGCCGCCGCAGCCCCAUCCCAGGCCCUCCUCCUGUCCCUGCCCCUCCUGGUUAGUUUCCUACAUUCCUAGGGGAUGCCCAGUACGCCAACCCUGGGGGCCUCUGGGGAGCCUUUCCCAUAUCUGGCUCUGACCACUCCCAGCACUAACACCCCCAAACACCCAGCUUCCUGGAAACUCCCCCCACUGGGCAGAGGCCCUGCUGCUCCUCCUGUGUGAUUGGCAAGAGGCCUCAUGCCUGCUAAGAGAGGGGGAGCGGAACUAGGGAGUGAGUGGGCUAGAGGCGGGGGAGGGAGGCCAGGCCUGGGCAGACCCAGCUGGAGAGCCCACAAUGCUGCACAGGUGCUGUGGCCCCUGUGGUCAACACCUCACCUGUACCUGCUUCUCCUCCCACGUCCAGUUGGGCUCUCCCUGCCUCAGAAGCUCCAGGAGGUUUCCGUGGAAACACUAGAGGCUGGGUGAUCUCCGUCCACCCUGAGUGAACUGGGAAGCAACUCGACUGCCUGCCCUUCUUUCUUAAGCCUUGCCCCCCCCCCCCCCCCCCGACCUCCCCAUCACAGGAGUGAUUUCAUGUUGCACAUUUGCUUUGUGCACCCGGGGCUUGUGCCAGGGCUCUUGGGCUAGUGGUCACACCCUGCACAUUUCUUCAGUGCUUUACAUGUUUCAAAGCGCUUCCAUACACGAGCCCUCAACUGCUCCACAUGACAGAGCAUUCGUUGUUCUCCCCAUUUCACAGACGAGGCCCAGAAAGAGUAGGCCUUCUGACCCCAGAAGUGCCCAUGAUGACCCUUAAAGAGCGUGGCUGUCUACCCUAGCUGUGGAAAGGAAGAGUGGGGUGACAUCUCUUGCAGAUCCCACCUGAGAAUUUAACCCUCCAGAAGACUUACACCCUUGGUAGGUGUUCUGCUUUGUUUCGCACAGGUAGAUAGAUUUUUCUUAUAAACAAGCUAAUGCAUAUUCACUGUCUGAGCCAGAACUUGUUAAAUAGUGGGGGCCUUGCCAUGUGAUUUCAGCUGCCUCCACAUCCUCACUUCCCCCUCCAUGCUCAUCCUCCUCACUUAGGAGCUGAAAGGACAGAGAUAGUACCCCAGGGAGCAAGGGAAGAAAGACACUCAUGGAGGGGGGCAGCCACAGGGACAGUAGGUAGGGCUCUGGGCCUGGGAAACCGUGACAUGAUACAAUGCACAUCAUCUUCUUCAUCCCAGCCCUCUGCUGGGUCAUGGGCCUUGGGCAGAUGCCAAAGAGCCGAGCAGUGGUGGUAGCCAGCAGGCAGAGCAUCCCUGCUUGGGCUAGGAAAGCUUUACCUUCUCUGAGUGCCUCCACCUGAGAGAUGCAUGGUCCAUGGGAUGGCUCUGGGAGAUCACAUCUUGGAGUGGUCCACCCUAGGCCUUCCCCUCCAUCUCACCUUCCC
Nyctereutes procyonoides (raccoon dog) is the source of this 4154-nucleotide messenger RNA. RefSeq names its product dihydropyrimidinase like 5 (gene DPYSL5). The coding region runs from base 149 to 1843 and encodes 564 amino acids. The transcript is spliced from 13 exons. Lineage: Eukaryota; Metazoa; Chordata; Mammalia; Carnivora; Canidae. Gene Ontology annotation, cellular component: cytosol; cytoplasm. Gene Ontology annotation, molecular function: hydrolase activity, acting on carbon-nitrogen (but not peptide) bonds, in cyclic amides. The record is from RefSeq and is a predicted model, not a curated record.